UGUAGGUGGCGCAAAUAAGUAGCGUAAGCCCGGUAAAUAGAGCUCGGAUCCACACUGGAGUUGGGCGAUUGAUUGCUUCGGCCUGGUGACGUGUUUUCAUAGCGCCUGUGAUGGUUUUCUGGCGACGCGGCUGAUGUGCAAUGGCGCCAGGGAGGCUUGCUGCGAGGUGGCGGAAGGGAAGUUUUGGGACGCAGGACGAAGGAGUAUCUCCGGUCGGAUUCAAGAGUAAGAACGUGAAACAGAGGACGUGGAGACCUAACCCUCGGCAGCCCUUCGUGGGGAGCGUUCGCGAGGGACAAGGCUUUGCAUUUCAAAGAAAAUUGAAGAUUCAGCAAAAUUACAAGAAAUUGCUAUGGAGGGAAAAGAAGGUUCAGACUUCCCAAGAUUCCCAGUUCACAGAUCGAUAUCCUGAUCAUCUGAAACAUCUCUAUUUAGCUGAAGAGAAAAGACUCAGGAAGCAACGUAGGAAAGUUAACCAGCCUUUGUCAAAACAAGGUAAUCAGGCUUCGCCAGCAGAACAGUGUAACGUUGACCAGGCUUUACCCGAAGAACAUGGUAGCAUUGACCAGCUUCAACCAGAAGAACAAUGCAAAGAAGAAAGGGUAAACUUUGUUGCGAUUCCAAAGAAAAAUAAAAAGAAAACAUCAAAUCGAAAAGCACAAGAAGAAUACGAACAAAUACAAGCUAAGCGUGAUGCUAAGAGACAAGAGUUUGAGAGGAGAAAGCAAGAGAGAGAAGAAGCUCAAAGGUGCUACAAAAAGAAGAAAAUGGAAGUGUUUAAAAUAUUGAGCAAGAAAACUAAAAAGGGCCAACCAAACUUAAAUUUACAGAUGGAGUAUCUUCUUAAAAAAAUACAAGAACACAGUUAAAUUGGACGUUGUGUUCUCAAAAUCAAGGGUUAAAAGAUCUGCUGUCUGUCAAGUUCCUUUGUAUAUGUAAUGUACUUUCUAAUAAUUCACUAAAUUUGUCAAUGUAAACUGGAUUGCUGUGCUAUGAUAGAUAUAAAGUAUCCAAAUAUGUUUGUUCAUAUAAAGGAAAAUUUCAUA
Messenger RNA from Artibeus jamaicensis (Jamaican fruit-eating bat), 1046 nucleotides. RefSeq names its product coiled-coil domain containing 59 (gene CCDC59). The transcript is spliced from 4 exons. Gene Ontology annotation, cellular component: nucleus. The record is from RefSeq and is a predicted model, not a curated record. NCBI's taxonomy places the organism in Eukaryota, Metazoa, Chordata, Mammalia, Chiroptera, Phyllostomidae. Bases 141 to 869 code for a protein of 242 amino acids.